Molecule: messenger RNA, 549 nt
Organism: Vitis riparia (riverbank grape)
Lineage: Eukaryota; Viridiplantae; Streptophyta; Magnoliopsida; Vitales; Vitaceae
Product: REF/SRPP-like protein At3g05500
Exons: 2
Coding region: 1-549 (182 amino acids)
Source: RefSeq, a predicted model, not a curated record
AUGCAUGGUCACCUUCUUAGACAUAAGAAGCGGAAUAGAGACUCAAGUACCGUAAGUUUGUCCAAGUUACAAUACUUCCAUGCUGUGGUGUGUUUCUCAAAUCUCUAUGGAAGUGCCAAAGAGAGGUCUGGCCCUUUGAAGCUUGGCAUUCAGACUGUUGAGAGAAUGGUUAAGAUUGUUGUGGCCCCAAUAUAUAACAAGUUCCAUGAUGUUCCCUUUGAGCUAUUCAGAAAUGGGACUCUCUCAUUCAAGGCCUGUGUGAAGCUCAAAGACCCCGAAAAAGGAGCUCCUCCUGUUGCAAGAUUGCUUAACAAAUUUCGGUUCCAGAUUUAUUGGGCAGGAUCCUUGGCUGCUAAUUGCAUAGAUAAUUUUGUGAUAUUUGUAAAUUCUGGUGAAGCUUCUAAGGAUCUAGAGAUUGAUACGCCAGAGCUUGAGAGCCUUUUCUCUGCAGCAGCUCCAAAAUCAGAUCACAGGAACUCUAAUGGGAAAUCAAAUUUGCAUGUCCCAGCUAGGUCCAAAUUUGACAAAGUGCAACUGAUUAAACAGUAG